AUGGCGGUUCCGGCGGAGGUUUCCCCGGAGCGGCUGGCCGAGGUGGAGGCUCUGCUGGCGGAGCGGGUGUCGGAGGCGGUGCGGGCGCGUUGGCGCUGGGAGGUCAACCUGGGCCAGCCGAACCUGCAGCGGUUCCGGACGCAGCUGAGCGAGGCCCGCCGAGGCAGGGACGCCCUGCUGGCCCGGGACGCGGCGCUCUCGGAGGCGGAGCAGCAGCGGCUCCAGGGCUUCCUGAGGCUGGAGAUGGCGCUGCUCCGCUGGUUCCAGGCGCGCAACGAGCGCGAGGCGGCCCGGCGGGCCCGGCGGAGAAAGCCCGGCGGCGGUACGAGUGGAGUGGCCGCGUCUGCCGCGGGCGGCGAGGGGUCUGCAGCACCGCCAGCCCUGGCCAAGGAGGAGGAGGAGGAGGCGCCGAGCGAGGAGAAAGAGCAGCCGGUGCCGGCCCAGCCAGCAGCCGCGCCCACCCCUUCGGCGGAGAAGAUCCAGAACCUGUGCACCAUUGGCUGCCAUUGCAAGCCAGGAUUUGCCCUGCGGGGGAAGCAGGGAAGGAAGGAAGAGAGCGGAAGGACCGGCAAGGAUCCAUCCUGCAGCCCCAGAAAUGGUCCCAAGAAGGAAGAGGCCCCUGGAGACCCCCCAGAGUCCCUGAAGCCCUAUGGAGCUGCUCUGCCGGAGAGAGGAAGGAUGGAGAUACCCCCUUUGGCCAAGGAAGGGAGCGGAAAAGGCCCUGUGGCUCUUCAGUCUGGGAGAUGUGGGGAAAGCUGGACCAGAACCGGGCAGAAGGUCCUACAGGAGGGAACCAUCCUCCCUUCAGAAGUUCCGCCCUGGACCUCCAUCCAAUACCGAGAGGCUGAGGGUCCCCGAGGAAUUUGCAGCCGACUCCAUGAUUUGUGCAGGCGAUGGCUGAGCCCAGAAAAGCACAGCAAAGCCCAGAUGCUGGACCUGGUGGUUUUGGAGCGGCUCCUGGCUCUCCUGCCUCCAGAGAUGGAGGGCUGGGUGCGGGAGUGUGGAGCAGAGAGCAGCUCCCAGGCGGUGGCCCUGGCGGAAGGCUUCCUCCUGAGCCAGGCAGAGGAGCAGAAGGAGCAACUCCAGCGGCAGUGCUGUACUGUGGAGAUCAGAGAUCCUGAGGGAAAGAAGAAUCCAUCAAAUCCCCCUCAGGAGCCAAUUUUCAGGAGGAUCCCUUGGGAAGAUCCAAGUCAGGACACCUCAGGAGAGAAACAAAGAAUGAAGCUUUCUGAUUUUUAUGAGGGAAAUGAAACAGCGGUUAAACCUCCAAAUCAA
This is a messenger RNA of Pseudonaja textilis, 1275 nucleotides long. The record is from RefSeq and is a predicted model, not a curated record. NCBI's taxonomy places the organism in Eukaryota, Metazoa, Chordata, Lepidosauria, Squamata, Elapidae.